AUUUUAUCUUCCCUCAUGCCUAACCUAAGCGAGCGGUCGCCUUUCAGUGGUUCUGCGGCCCACGGGGGUACAUAUUGGUCUCAGGGCCAGAGAGACGGGGCCGUGAGUCGUUGUCUCUACUGUGGGACCGUUCCCGACCCGAGGAAUUCGUUGGGGCUAAGCAGAGGUGAAACUGGAAGUUGCUUUCCGCAACACCUGGAUCUUAAGAGGCAGGUCCCGGUCCCUGGUUCUUCGCCGCGUGAUCAGGUCCACCAACCGGAGCAGCAGCAUCUCAUGAGGCAGACCUCUCAGCCGGAUCUCGGCGACAGCCUUUACCAAAAGCAAGCCAUGUCAAGCCGGAGUGCUGCCCCGCUUCAUGGUUAUUUUCAAGCCACCCCAACUGGUCAGCCACCCGAAGAGUCUGGGUUUUAUAGAGAUAACUAUCACCUGCUCACGAAAUCAGCUUCGCAUUACGGGUACGGAGCGAGGGGGUUGAGGCCUUCAUGGGAUCAAGCGCAAGCGAGAGCCACACCUUCUGUGCAGGCCUCUGAUUCUACACCUAUCCCCGUGUCCCCACCCCCACUGCCUCCUCCCCCGCCACCUCCUCCCCUUCCUGUUCAUGAGCUGAGCCGUUUGUACAGGGAAACUUUGGGAUCUAAGAUUAUCUUGGACGCUCAGCGUAUUGCCGGCAGCUCUCCUUCACCUGCAGUCUACGGACCACAGCGCCAUCUUCCCAAUUACGCCGCCGAGCAGUCGUCUGUCUCUGCUCAACAACCGUUAAACGAUUUCAGCAGCUUGUCCCGGGAGCUCCAUCAGUCGGCUUCCACCGGUUCCGCGGUGGAUCCGGCUUCUCAGGGAAUGGACGGCACUCUCCCUCGUGUUUACGGACCUGUAGCCUCCCAGGGACUUCCUUAUGACCCAAACUAUGAUCCCAGCACUGCCUCGAUGGCUGCCACAGCAGGAAUGUCCUCUGGUUUUUCUCCUCACCAUCCUAGCGCUGCAGACCCCAGGAAGAUGGCAGAUUCUGCCUUUUUAGCAUUUUUACGAGGUGAAGGUUUGGCUGAGAGUACCAUCACUCUCCUGCUGCAACAUGGCUUUGAUUCCUUCUCCAUGCUUUCGAUGAUGGAGGACCACGACGUCCGCUCAGUGGCCCCGAAUUUGGCCCAGGCCCGCGUUCUUUCCCGCAUUGUGCUCGGUUACAAGACUGGUGGGACUGCACCACGUACCCGAUCCAACAGCUUCAGCCACCGCAACGACUAUUACGUGCAGCCCCAAGGUUUGACUAUGGAUCCUGGACUGAUGCAGCAACCCCCCACCACUAUCCAGACGGUGUCCCCCAGAUUGGGAGAGUUUCUCGGGAGAAGACCCAACAGCGCACCGUCACAACACCUUUUAGAGACCACCACUUAUCCAGCACCGCGCCCCCUGGCAACUGGAGCUUUACCAAUCAGCCCCGGAGGAUAUAGCAAUGCUGUAAACCAGGGAAGACCCUUCUCCAUGUACAACGCCCACACUGGCCUCGCCAUGUCUGCUCUUGGCCAACAGCCCCUACCCGCCCCAGGAACCCCUGGAGCUGCACCCAAAACCUUCUCAGGCUCUUAUUCCCCCAUGGAGCUGAUGAAAAGAGCCCCCAACCUUCCCCCGGCGUCGCCGGUAGCGGCUCUGAGCCCUCUUCACAGUCCGCAACUCCUCCGGAAAGGGAUCAACGCCGCUCCAGAGAGUAACGUUGUUGCAGCCGCUUCCUCCACAGCUCUCCGAGCGCAAAACCUUAACAACACCAAGUUGGUCGGACGCCGCACCGGUCCACCUGUCAUUGUCUCAACCAUGACCACCACACCUGACACAAGUAUCCGGCCCCAAAUAAUGAACGGGCCCAUGCACCCGCGCCCCUUGGUGGCGCUGCUGGACGGGCGCGACUGCACGGUGGAGAUGCCCAUCCUCAAGGACCUGGCCACCGUCGCCUUCUGCGACGCGCAGUCCACGCAGGAGAUUCACGAGAAGGUGCUGAACGAGGCGGUGGGGGCCAUGAUGUACCACACCAUCACCCUGACCAGGGAGGACCUGGAGAAGUUCAAAGCGCUGCGCAUCAUCAUCCGCAUCGGCAGCGGAUACGACAACAUCGACAUUAAAGCCGCCGGAGAGCUCGGCAUCGCCGUGUGCAACAUCCCGUCGGCGGCCGUGGAGGAGACGGCCGACUCCACCCUGUGCCACGUCCUCAACCUCUACCGGCGGAACACCUGGCUCUACCAGGCUCUCCGGGAGGGCACGCGGGUCCAGAGCGUGGAGCAGAUCCGCGAGGUGGCGUCCGGCGCCGCGCGCAUCCGGGGAGAGACGCUGGGCCUCAUCGGGUUCGGUCGGUCGGGGCAGGCGGUGGCGGUGCGCGCCAAGGUGUUCGGCUUCAACGUGAUCUUCUACGACCCGUACCUGCAGGACGGCCUGGAGCGCUCGCUGGGCGUGCAGCGCGUCUACACGCUGCAGGACCUCCUGUACCAGAGCGACUGCGUCUCCCUGCACUGCAACCUCAACGAGCACAACCACCACCUCAUCAACGACUUCACCAUCAAGCAGAUGCGUCAGGGGGCGUUCCUGGUGAACACGGCCCGGGGCGGCCUGGUGGACGAGAAGGCGCUGGCCCAGGCCCUGAAGGAGGGCCGGAUACGCGGGGCCGCCUUGGACGUACACGAGACCGAACCCUUCAGUUUUGCUCAAGGGCCCCUGAAAGACGCUCCCAACCUGAUCUGCACACCUCACACGGCCUGGUACAGCGAGCAAGCCUCUCUGGAAAUGCGGGAAGCCGCCGCCACCGAGAUCCGAAGAGCCAUCACGGGCCGUAUUCCUGACAGCUUAAGAAACUGCGUCAACAAGGAGUUCUUCGUCACCACGGCGCCCUGGGCCGUCAUGGACCAACCUGCCGUUCACCCGGAACUCAACGGCGCCGCCUACAGAUACCCGCCAGGCGUGGUCGGCGUGGCGCCGGGCGGCCUUCCCGGGGCGCUAGAGGGCAUGGUGCCCGGCGGGGUGCCCGUCGCCCACACCCUGCCCUCUGGUACCCACCCCUCGCAGGCGCCGUCGCCCAACCAGCCGUCCAAACACAGCGAGCCCAGAGAGCACCUCACCGAGCAAUAGCGGCGACAAGGGACUACCAGACCCCCAACCGCCCCCUCCUAAACCGGGACCAAAAGACAGUGCCCCUAUUCUGACAGAUUCUGGUGGAAUUUGUACUUUUAAUGUGUUGUUUUUAUUUUUGUAUAUUUUUGGGGGGGAGGGGGAGAGGAACGCCAACUGCCGUGGACUUUGUUUUGGGAACAUGCAUAAACAAACCCCCCCCCAACCCCCCCCCUUUUUUUUUAAACUCCUUCUCUAUCUAUCCCUGAUCUGCCGCCCUUUGACCCUUCCCCAUCUUCUGAAACUAACGUGUUGUUUAGCCACCCCCACUUCCUUCUCUUGAAAAAACUUAAAAAUCAUAUCUACAAAAAAAAAAGCUGAAAAUCAAUUAGCGUUUAGCAAGUGCAACAAUUUAAAAAAAAAAAGACCUUGCACACUUGAUUGUUGGAGUCCGAUGUUAUUCCUGUGGGAAAAGAAAAUUGUGACGACAAACUUAACGACUCAGGAAUACCCCCCCCCCACAGACCCCAAUUUUUUUUUAAGCAGUUUCGGUGGUGAGUUGAAGAAAAACUGAAAACAACGAGGCACAUCUCCAGUGUUUGACGAGUUGGGCACAAGUCCUGUUAAGUCGCUAUUGAUUAGUUGGAUGUUCCUAUAAGCGUCGUCCUGUGUGCUCCACUUCCUCUUCUACUAUUUCCUUUGUUCAGGCUCAUCCUGUGCUCUUGUCAAAAGCAAUAGCAGAAAACUCCUCAACCGUAGUUUGGCGAUCAUAGCAGAGCGAAGCAGCCACCCCACCCCCACCCAGCAAAUAUGCUUUUGUUUUUAGCGUGAGUAUUUGUAUUUGUUUCUUGUAUCAGGUGAAAAUUUAGCAUUCAGUGCAGUUCCAAUAAAAUAAUAAUAAUAAUAAACGAUUGAAACAAAACUUGUUUCCAAGUUUUGUGGUUUUAUUUGUGAAGGCCACAAGAGGGCGCCACAGUACCCGAUUAUG
This is a messenger RNA of Phyllopteryx taeniolatus (common seadragon), 4072 nucleotides long. RefSeq names its product C-terminal-binding protein 2. The transcript is spliced from 9 exons. Lineage: Eukaryota; Metazoa; Chordata; Actinopteri; Syngnathiformes; Syngnathidae. The record is from RefSeq and is a predicted model, not a curated record. Bases 16 to 3105 code for a protein of 1029 amino acids. Gene Ontology annotation, molecular function: oxidoreductase activity, acting on the CH-OH group of donors, NAD or NADP as acceptor; transcription corepressor activity; NAD binding.